Molecule: messenger RNA, 593 nt
Organism: Varanus komodoensis (Komodo dragon)
Lineage: Eukaryota; Metazoa; Chordata; Lepidosauria; Squamata; Varanidae
Gene: CAMP
Product: cathelicidin antimicrobial peptide
Exons: 4
Coding region: 1-495 (164 amino acids)
Biological process (GO): innate immune response; antimicrobial humoral immune response mediated by antimicrobial peptide; defense response to Gram-negative bacterium
Cellular component (GO): extracellular region
Molecular function (GO): lipopolysaccharide binding
Source: RefSeq, a predicted model, not a curated record
AUGGCCAGCCCCUGGGCACUGCCGCUGAUGCUGCUGCUCCUCGGGAUGGUGGGGGCCGCCCCCUCCACGGCCCCCCCGAGCAGCUACGACCAGGUGAUCGCCGCGGCCGUCGACAUCUACAACCAGCAGCAGAAGCCCGAGUACGCCUUCCGCCUGCUGGAGGCCGAGCCCCAGCCGGACUGGAAUUCGUCUGCCCAAACCAACCAGGUGUUGAGAUUCUCCAUCAAGGAGACCGUGUGCCGCCCGUCGGAGAAGGCCGACCUCAGCCAGUGCGACUACAAACCCGACGGGGUGGACCGGGACUGCUCCGGAUUCUACUCGCCGCAGCAGAACCCGCCGACCAUCAUGGUCCAGUGCGAGGACGUGGACCAAGAGCUGGACCGCGUCACACGAUUUCGCUGGCGCAGGUUCUUCCGAAAAGCCAAAAGGUUCUUGAAGAGGCAUGGCGUGAGCAUUGCUAUUGGAACAGUCCGAUUACUCAGACGGUUCGGAUAGAGACCUCGCGAGAACAGGGCCGCCUGGUGGUGCCGGACACGCGAAGGACCCUCCAGUCUCCCCUGGCAGCCGCAUGAGGCCCCCGCUUCCUUCCGCAU